AAAAAAUGGAUGCCUUGCAAAUUAUAAUUUAGCUGAAUUUUAUGAAUUAGGAAUCAGUGUAGAUAAAGAUAUAAAUAAAGCAUUUGAAUCCUAUAAAGAAUCAGCAGAAAAUGGAUGUGUAGAUGCAAUAUUUAGACUUGGAUAUUAUUAUGUAAAUGGUAUUGGAACUGAGGUUAAUAAAGAAAAAGGAUUUGAAUUAUUUAAUUAAGCAGCUGGUAGAAAUGUACUACCAAAUAAUUUAGAAGAAAGUGUAGUAAGUGAUAUGGAUAAAGCGAAUUAUUGGUAUCAUAAAGCAGCAGAAAAGGAAAAUAAAAUUGCAUUAUAUAAAUUAGGUGAAUGUUAUGAGUUAGGUAAAGGUGUUUGUCAAAAUGAAAGGCAAGCAUUUGAAUUUAUAAAAGAUCAGCUGAACAAGGAUUUAUUGAUGCUCAUUACAAACUUGGGAAUAUUUACUGUCAUGGAUAUGAAAUUGAUAAAGAAAAAGCAUUUGAUUUAUAUAAAUUUGCUGCGGAAGGAGGAAAUAUUGAUGCACAGCUGGCUCUUGCAUCUUUAUACACACGAUGCGAAGGUACUGAAAAAAAUAUAGAAAAAGGCUGUUUAUUGGUAUAAGAAAGCUAAUGAAACCUUGAAGGAGGAGUAUUUAGACACCCUUUUAAAUAUAUUAACCUCAGAUUAAUAUUAUUUAUGAUCAUCUUUGUAUUAUUUUACUUUAUUAUUUACUCAUUAUUUGUUAAAAUAUUAAAUAAUAAAUACUUAUAAUUUA
Molecule: messenger RNA, 760 nt
Organism: Rhizophagus irregularis DAOM 181602=DAOM 197198
Lineage: Eukaryota; Fungi; Glomeromycota; Glomeromycetes; Glomerales; Glomeraceae
Source: RefSeq, a predicted model, not a curated record